Molecule: messenger RNA, 2244 nt
Organism: Hevea brasiliensis (rubber tree)
Lineage: Eukaryota; Viridiplantae; Streptophyta; Magnoliopsida; Malpighiales; Euphorbiaceae
Product: auxin efflux carrier component 6
Exons: 7
Coding region: 75-1763 (562 amino acids)
Biological process (GO): auxin export across the plasma membrane; auxin polar transport
Cellular component (GO): endoplasmic reticulum; plasma membrane
Molecular function (GO): auxin efflux transmembrane transporter activity
Source: RefSeq, a predicted model, not a curated record
AGCAUGUAAACCCCUCCAUAAACUACUCAGUAUUCAAAAGAAUCAAAACCAGAAGAAAGAAAGCUGGAGAGAAGAUGAUAACUGGAGAUGAUUUUUACAAGGUGAUGUGUGCAAUGGUGCCUCUGUAUUUUGCAAUGCUGGUUGCAUAUGGGUCAGUGAAAUGGUGGAAGAUAUUCACACCAGAGCAAUGUUCAGGGAUCAACAGAUUUGUUGCUGUUUUUGCAGUCCCAGUUCUAUCUUUCCACUUCAUAUCUCAAAAUAAUCCAUACCAAAUGGACACCAAGUUCAUAUUGGCUGAUACUCUAUCCAAGGUCAUAGUCCUUGUUAUUCUCUCAGUUUGGGCUAUUUUCUUUAAUGGAGGAUUGGAUUGGCUCAUCACUCUCUUCUCAGUUGCUACUUUGCCUAACACCCUUGUCAUGGGCAUCCCUUUGCUUAUGGCCAUGUAUGGAGAUUUCACUCAAAGUCUCAUGGUGCAGGUGGUGGUUCUUCAGUGCAUCAUUUGGUACACUCUUUUGCUCUUCCUCUUCGAGUACAGAGCAGCAACUCUCUUAAUCAAAACCCAAUUCCCAGGACCCACAGCUGCCUCCAUUACCAAAAUUGAACUGGACAACGACGUCAUCUCCCUCGAUGGCCGGGACCCACUCCGCACUGAAUCAGAAACCGACGGAAUCGGACGCAUCCGAGUCCGCAUCCGGAGGUCCACUUCUUCCGCCCCGGACUCCGUCUUAUCAUCCUCCAUCUGCCUUACUCCUAGACCGUCAAACCUUUCCAACGCUGAAAUCUUUUCCGUUAACACUCCUGCACCAUUUCACGAAUACAAUAUUAAUCCGAAUACGAAUAAUGGUUACAGUCAUUAUAACCACGGAGCAAACAACGAGAUAAUAAUAUGUAAUGGGGAUUUGGGUUUUGGGUAUCGGUCCGGAACUAGUCCAAGGUUGUCGGGAUACGCAUCGUCGGACGCUUACUCGUUGCAGCCGACUCCAAGGGCGUCGAAUUUUAACGAGCUGGACGUGACAAACGCUGCAGGUACGCCAUACUGGGUCAGGUCUCCAGUAGCCGGAAAAUUUUUCAGGCAUCCAUCCCCGGCAGUUCCCGAGGUGAGGAUGGUGUGGGGAGAGUCACCAGGAAAGGGUCAAAACGGUGGAACCGGUGGCGGCAAAGAUAUUACAGAAAAGGAAAUUAGCUUUAGAGACAGUUCCAAAACGACGGCGCCAGAGGAGACAAAUUCAAAAGAUGCAGCAACCGGCGGCCAAGAAAUGCCUCGUGCCUUUGUGAUGCUGAAACUCAUACUCAUUGUAGUCGGACGGAAGCUUUCCCGGAACCCAAAUACAUACUCAAGUGUCUUAGGCCUUCUCUGGUCUUUAAUCUCAUUCAAAUGGAAUGUGGGAAUGCCGAGUCUGGUAAAAUACUCAAUCAAAAUCAUAUCAGAUGCAGGGCUUGGAAUGGCCAUGUUCAGUUUAGGGUUGUUCAUGGCCCUUCAACCUCGAAUAAUUGCAUGUGGCAAGAAAAGGGCGACAAUGGGGAUGGCGAUCCGCUUCAUUUGCGGCCCUGUAGUGAUGUCAGCUGCUUCUGUCGCUGUUGGUCUAAGAGGGCUUCGGCUACGUGCUGCCAUAGUGCAGGCAGCACUUCCACAAGGGAUUGUACCAUUUGUCUUCGCAAGGGAAUAUGGAUUACAUCCUGACAUAUUAAGCACAGGGGUCAUUUUUGGGAUGCUAGUUUCUUUACCAGUAACACUGCUCUAUUACAUAUGCCUAGGCCUAUGAGGAGUAAAGAAAAGAAGGGUCAUCAUCCAAAGAAUUAUUUCAUCCAUGCAUGCAUGGCACAAUUGUUUGAUGAUCGAUCCAGCCAUUAUAUAGUCUGUGAUUAGCGAGAUCAGUGGCGUUUUUUUAUUAUUAUUACUGUAAACGUUGCUGUGCAGAUUGACUGGGAAAAGGGUUUGGAGGUCCAAAAGCCUUAAAAUAUGGUCAGAUUAGAAUGUGACAAGAAGAGAUAUUAGGUUAUAUUAUGGUCUGGUGUUAAUGCACUAAUUGUGCCCUAGUACAUAGGCUAGUGGUAGCCGAAAGGAAAAUGGAAAUUAUCAUGACUUACUAUGAUGAUGAAGGUAGGAGAGGAGACUCACUUUCAUGGUAGGAGGUGGGUAAAGUUGUUGCAUAUGUUUGACUCCAGUAAAGAUUUUUAUAUAAGAAAAAUUAAAAGAGAAAGAGAGAGAAUGAGAGAUGCAAAAUUGUAUUAUCAUUUCUACUA